Podarcis raffonei (Aeolian wall lizard) is the source of this 5915-nucleotide messenger RNA. It is a transcript of the gene SLC16A10, whose product is annotated as solute carrier family 16 member 10. Gene Ontology annotation, biological process: transmembrane transport. The record is from RefSeq and is a predicted model, not a curated record. Gene Ontology annotation, molecular function: monocarboxylic acid transmembrane transporter activity. Lineage: Eukaryota; Metazoa; Chordata; Lepidosauria; Squamata; Lacertidae. The transcript is spliced from 6 exons. Bases 583 to 2193 code for a protein of 536 amino acids.
GGAGUCAGUUUCCUCAUCCACUGGCACGCUGUACUUUUCUCCUUCUCUCCCGCCUCACCCUCCCAGCCAUCCGCUGCGGCCCACGGAGAGGGCGGAGCUUCCCCGCCUCCUAGCCAGUGAGAACCUCAGGAUUAGGGGGACGGAGAAGGUGGUGGCAAGGGAGCACGCCCCUUUGCCAGCCACGCCCCUUGGUGGGGCGCGCGCGGGGUGGGGGUGGGGAGUUACUCCUUUAAAAUAACCUGAAGGCGCCUUGAGCGAAUUUACCACCCUGAGGGGCCGGUUUGUGAGGGAGAAUUUUAUACGGGGGAAUUAUAUAGAUCUAUUUGUAUAUACUAUAUAUAUGUUUUCAAAGCGUUGAGUUUCUUUUCCUGUCGAGAAGUUUGAUACCCCCCUCACCCGCUCAUUCCCGUUCCUGUUUCGAGAGAGAUGACCGCGUUGCCUCGGCGGAGCUAAGGAGGGAGCGAGAGGCGGCGGCGGCGGUUGGGCUCCUGAGAGGCAGAGCGAGCGAGGGAGCGAGCAGCCGCGUGAGGCCGCCUCAGCCGCCCUUCCUUCCCUCCGCGUAGCUCCCGCCGGCGGGCUGCGAUGUCUCCCGUCAGCGAGGAGGUGGGAGCGGGGGACGCCGUCCCGACUGCCCCCGUGGCCCCCUUCGAGGGGAGCGAGGCGCUGGGCGACGAGCCGAAGCAGGAGAACGGCGGCGAGUGGUGCUCGCACCAGACGCUGCUCUCCUCGCUGGAGGCAGCCGCCGGGGACCCGCCCCCGGUGACGGCGUUCGCGGGGGCCGGGAGCCCCCCGGAGAAGAAGCUGCAGAAGCCGCCCAUGCCGCCGCCGAAGGGAGGCGAGGCGCCGUUCGAGCCCCCCGAGGGCGGCUGGGGGUGGGUGGUCAUGCUGGCCUCCAUGUGGUGCAACGGCGCCGUGUUCGGCAUCCAGAACUCGUGCGGGGUCCUCUUCAAAGCCAUGCUCAAGGAGUUCGGAGACCCCAACGACCCGCAGCUGACGUUCAAGACAGCUUGGGUUGGUUCCCUGUCCAUGGGAAUGAUCUUCUUCUGUUCUCCCAUAGUCAGUGUAUUUACCAACCUAUUUGGCUGCCGGAAAGUAGCUGUUGUUGGAGCAGCAGUGGCACUUGUUGGGCUUUUGUCAAGCUCAUUUGUAAGCUCACUUGGACCUCUAUACUUCACUUAUGGAAUCUUAUUUGGCUGUGGUUGCUCAUUUACCUAUCAGCCAUCCCUGGUCAUUUUGGGGCAUUAUUUCAAGAAGCGCCUGGGACUGGUGAAUGGCAUUGUCACUGCUGGCAGCAGCUUGUUUACUGUAACACUGCCCUUUCUUUUAACUGUACUGAUUGACUCAGUUGGCUUAUACAACACUUUCCGGAUCCUGUGCAUUUUUGUGUUCGUUCUCUUCCUGGCUGGUUUUACUUACAAACCUCUCAUUCCCAGUGCCAAAGAAAAUGGGGAAAAGAGCAAGUCCACAUUUCCUCCUGCAAAAAAUAUUUUUAAUUUUUCCAUUUUUAAAAUUAAGAGUUAUCUAAUCUGGGCUAUUGGGAUCCCAGCUGCCUUAUUUGGAUACUUCAUACCUUAUGUGCACCUAUUGCACCAUGUGAAGGAACGUAUUGGUGAACAUGUUCCAGAUGAGACACUUCUGCUUUGCCUUGGCAUUACUUCAGGAGUUGGUCGAUUGAUCUUUGGCAGAAUUGCAGACUAUAUUCCGGGUGCAAGAAAGGUUUAUCUACAGGUGAUUUCAUUUUUCUUCAUUGGCCUGAUGUCUAUGAUGAUUCCAUUAUGCGACUCCUUUGGAAGUCUCAUUGCUGUCUGCCUCUUCAUGGGUCUUUUUGAUGGCUGCUUCAUUAGCAUUAUGGCACCAAUUGCCUUUGAGCUAGUUGGUGCACAGUAUGUUUCUCAGGCAAUUGGAUUCCUCUUGGGCUUCAUGUCUGUUCCAAUGAUAGUUGGUCCACCUGUUGCAGGAAUACUUAAAGAUCACCUGGGUACUUACGAUGUAGCAUUCUACCUAGCAGGAGUUCCCCCAAUGAUCGGAGGAGCUGUAUUGUGUUUCAUCCCAUGGGUGCAUGAAAAGAAGAAACCCAGAGAAAAAGCUAGUCCUAUGGAUGGGAAAACUAUGGAGAAAAUGCUGGAAAUCAAAAGCACCUCAGAGCCAGACUCAUAUGAAAAACCCAGAAAAGAAUCAGAUUCCGUUAUUUAAUGGCUGAUAUUUUUCUUACCAGAUUGAAUUUAUUUUUAUAAGAACUAGGUUAGCUUUCUGUUUAUGAAUUGAAUGUACCGUAUGAUUGUACUUCAAAAGCAAAGCCACAAUGAGAGCUAUCAAAGUAGUAAAGGUUAAAACAAAAUGGUUAAUAGCUAAAAAUGCCUUUCACCCAUUUUUAUAUGGUCUCAAAACACACUUCCACAUACUAUAUGGAGCUUUUUGUCAUCAGAAUACAUGCUAGUGAGGGCAUGUGUCAGGAGAAUUUAAAACAAACACAUAUGACUGCAUUUCUGGAACUCAAGAAAUGUCCCCCUUCUACUAACUAAUCCUUUCAUAAUGCAUCCAGCAACUUCAUGAUUCACCUAAUGGUGGAAUGGCAUGCAUCUGGAAUUAUUAGUAACAUCCUAAUGUUCUUAAAGCUACUAUUUUUAAUCUUUAAAAAGAUCUGUGGGGUUUGCAAUGUGGAUUCAUAGCUUUUUAGAUCCUCUUAAAAACAAAUUCUAUGCAGAUUUUGGCAUGCCUAAGACCACUGAUUUCAAUGGAUUUAAGAAUGUCUAAUGCUGUGUAAGACUGCAGCUUAGCUUUUAAUCCCCAGGAAGCCAUUGCAGUAAACUAUGAAAAUGUAUUUUCAUAAUGCAAUAGUGACAAUUUAACUUUUGCUUAACUCUGCAGUGGAACCCUUCUUGCAUUUCUUCAUUUAUUUGCUUCAUGUAUUUUAAAGGUGGGUGGCAUCAUGGUAACCUUAUAACUCUUUAUUUCUUAAAUAAUUUAAACUGCUGACCUAAUGAUAAGCUAAUUAUUUGUGUGUACGUGAAAAACACGGUUCUUACAUCAUCUUUCUUAAUAGGUUACUAGUAAUUAUAAAAUCACAUAUACUGAAUGAAAUCCAACGGGUUUUGCUCUGCUGCUGGAAGCCAUCCAUCAGUAGAAUGGGUAGGGGGGUCAAUUUAUUUUAUUUAUUUAUUAAAUUUGUAUACUGCCCUAUACUUGAUGGCAGUUCACAACAUAAAAUUACAAUAUAAAAAACACAAAAUACAUGAUAAAAAUAUAAACAGAAACAAACCAAUAAUCCUCCCUUCCACAACACAUUUAAAAGGGUAUUGAAUGUCAUUCAGCCAGAGGCCUGGUUGAAGAGGAAUGUUUUCACCUGGUGCCCAAAGGUGUGUAAUGAAGGUGCCAGCUGAACCUCCCUGGGGAGAGCAUUCCACAAAUGGGGAACAGUAUAUGGCAAUUCCUUCUUUGUAAUUCAGCACUCAAAAAUCUUCUCUUGGGGUAUCCUCCAGAGCAGAUCUGGCCAGGAUGCAAGGGGAAGAAAAAUUGCCAGAUUUGGGCGAGGGGAUUCAGGGGUAGUUGCCAAAAAAAUUCCCUACCUCACAUUUGAUAGGUACAUUUCAUUAGUGCAGUGACACCCAUUGGAUUCCAUCCUAUAUUAUAUAGUGUAGUGAGGCAACUGUUUUCCAUCAGAUUUGUCUAUUUUCAUUAUUUAACCCAAAGUGUAGUAAUACUGCUUGUGAUUUCUUUUGAUGGAUCAGUUCAAAUCAAGGGGCAUACUUAAGAUUUCACUAACAUUCUGGUUUCAAUCCUACUAUGCAUCUGAUUCCUUCUGUUGCAGUAUCAAGAGAUAUACAAAGCAACAUAGCCCAUAUAUGGAGGCAAGAUUCUGCUUCUCUUUGGUACUUAACAACAGGUAUGAGAAGAAAGUAAUGAAAUCAAGAUGGAUGGGAAGACCCUUUACUCCUCCAAGUUUCAAACCACAAGCUGUACCUUUCUGAAUGUCCCAAAAACCUCUGACACCUUGCAUUUACCUUCUGUGGUCUAUAUACCCGCUUUCUUUCAAAAUAUAUACCCCAGUGGGGUAGAAACACCAGCCUUUGGAUCCGAAACAGAGCUUCAGUCUCUAGUUGCACGGUCUCUAAAAGACACUCUGCCAAAAUAAUUUCAUUCUCUUUCUAGCUCCUUAAAGAUCAGGGCUAAGAAUUGGUGUUCCUUGCUCACUAUGGGAUCAUGGAAAAACUAUGGAGUAGAAACAAUAGGAAACUGCCCUCAACUACUUCUUCCAAGGAGACUUGGAGAUUGGAUUAGAUUCACUGUAUCCAUGUGAGGUCUUGGGAGGACCUAAGAGGCUUGUAGAAGGGGUAUGUGUAUGCUCAGAGGUGGUGUUCUUGAUAAAGUGCCUUCAUAUUGCUUGAUCAUGUUAAAAACUUGCUAAGACUUAACAAGAUGUUGCUGCUACUUCUCAGAUACUGAGGUAUGUACACGGGGAAGGAAUUUCUCUCUUGAGAGAAUCUCUCUUCCAGAAGCAGCAAGAAGAGGGAAGAGAGAACAAGGGGGCAAUAGCAUAAUAUUGUGCACAUUAAGGUGUGGGGGGGGGCUUCUAUACUAGGCACUGUGUGUGGAAUUGCGCACUUUAUAGAGCAUCUGCAUGUUGUCAUUGUUAUGCUCCUGUUUUCCUGAAGUGGGUCUAUCAUUUCUCAAAUCGCAAAACAACUCUUCUUUCCUUUCCAAGAGGUGUGGUUUUGACACUUGCAGUUGCAUAUUGGAUGGGUAAAUACUUUGCAACACAGCAAACCUUCCCUAUUUUGAACAGUUUGUCUGAACGUCCACUGAUAUUCCUUAGCCUUCAUGAUUUGAAAGAAGAAACCUUUGUAAGUCUCAGGAAGCAUGCUGGGAGUUGAGUAGUACAAAACUGUAUGCAAGUCUCCAGAGAUUUCCCCCCCUCCUCCUAAUGUCAGUGUGCCUUCCCCGACUAUGCAAAGUACAAAUAGAAGAAGGGAGAUUUUUGUGGAGGACAAACGCUCAAAAUAAAGUACUGCAGCAAGACGAAUAAACUAGCUUGUUCCAGUGUGUCUAGAUCUGCACAAUUAUAUAGAGAUUUACAUCAUCUCUGUGUCCAUGCACAAAGAUUAUUUAAAUAGACUGUAGCAAAACAAAAUUGUUUUGACUAAAACCACAUUUUAUUCUACAAAUAGCAUGCAGUGUUUUACUACUGGUAUCUAAUACAAUAUCUGUAUGUAUAACAAUGCACAUGACCAUAUUUAAAAAUCUAUCGUCAAUCUGUCAAUUUAUCACAUGUAUAUGUUUAAAGUGAUUGAUACCAGAUGAAAUGUUUAUCCACUGAAGGUUAUUUUAAAAGAAACAGAAAAAAGAAACCCAAAAUCCUUGAAAAGGAACAAGCAACAGUACUUUUAAAAAGUUUAAUCUGUGCUUGUUCUGUCUCAUCUUUACAAUGUUAACCAAAGUUUUUCUAAAAGCACGGAUUUUAUUAAAUAAUUCUCAAGCUUUGCUUUUAACAUGACUAAGGCAGGGACUAUUAAUGUUAGAAACUGGAUAGUUGUGAAAUAGGAUUGUUGCAAUGUAACUUUAAAAAUUGCAAAACUUGUUCCUGCACUUCAGUAGCCCCUCCAUUGCCCCUCAGGUUUGUUCUACACAAUUUUUAUGUACAAUGCAAAAUCUGAAAGUUUGGUCAUGAAUGUGGAGUGGCACAUGUGCCCUACAAUAAACACACUUUUAUUUGGUGCAAAUAAUAUUACAGUAUUCAUAAAUGGACCCAAACUCCUCUUGGCCCCAUUACUGCUGGUGGAGGGGUGGGAGUCAUAGCCUUUGAUGUUUUCAUUACUGCUGUGUAACCCAUGUGAAUGUAAAAAAAAGUUCACCUUUUACUAUGUGAACAAAGCUUUCUAUCUGAGAAAAAUACUAAGUUUUCUUGCAGCAUAAGUUAA